CAAAGUCUAUUCACCCCCCCUCUAGACUUUGUAUUUCACCACUUUGGGACCACCAAUUGGUAUCGGAGCCAACUUCUCACUAUCUACGUUUAGAUUAACGAGAAGCGAUCAUAAUGGUGAACAAUAUGGAUCACGGUUUGCCCAAGUUUUCUCUGUUAGGUUAUGAUGAUUGGAAGAUCAUGAUGGAAGCACAUCUCUACGCUCUACAUGACUGCAUGUGGAUGGUGCUUGAGGAUGGACCCUUGAAAACCCAAAUGGAGAAUCCCGAGAGGAAUCCAGCAACUCCUGAUGUAAUCCAGUACAUUCCAAAGCCCAAGGAAAAAUGGGAUGAUAGAGAUUGUAAAAAGCACAAUCUGGACAACGUUGCCAAAGCAGCCAUCUUCAAGACACUUGAUCCCAUCACCUUCUCCAAAAUCAAGCAUCUCAAGACUGCCAUGGAAAUAUGGCAAGGUCUUGGGAAGCUAUGUGAGGGAUCAGAGGACUUGAGAAAGCAGAAGAUAGAAGUCCUACUUGAGAAGUUCAAAGGCUUCAAAAUGCUUCUCGGAGAAUCAUUUGAUAUGUUGGAUGAAAGGUUCCACAAAUUCUUGAAUGAUCUUGCCUCACUUAACCACAUUCUUUCACCCAAAGAAAAGAAUGUAAGGUUGCUGAGAUCACUCCCAAAUGAGUGGUACACCAAAGCCACAGCCAUGGAAGAAGGAAGAAACCUGGAAAACUACACUGUUCAAGGUCUCCUUGAUGAACUCAGAACCUAUGAGCACGAGCUGAAAAAGAAGAAGGAAGAACAAGUUACUCCCUUCCCCACGGCAUUGAUGACAACUUCAAGAAUUCCAUCAAGUGAAGGGACAUGCACAAGAAACUGUGACACACCUUCCUCUAGCCAGCCGUCAAGCUCAAAAAUGGAGAACUACAAAGAGGAUUUUGCCAUGAUGGUCAAACAAUUCCGGAAGUUCAAGAAGUUCUUCAAGAAGGCUGAUUCAGUCAGAAGGCCAUCCAAGGGAAAGCCACAGGUAAGUGACUCCCCUCCUGAAUCUUAUUUAUGUUAUAACUGCAGGAAGCCUGGCCACUGGAAGUCAGCAUGCCCGUACCCAAAAGUGGAGAAGUACGGAGAAAGAGAAAGGAUCGAGAAGAACAAGAAAGCAAUGGUUGCUGCUGAAAGUGACGAGUCAUCCAGCUCAAGCUCGGAUGAAGAAGCCCUCGUCUGCAUGGAGUGCAAAGUUGAGAAGUCCAACCAUGAGGAUAGGUGGGCUAUGUCAGAAGAUGACACUCUCUGCCUAAUGGCCAAAGAUGAUGCUGAUCAAGAGCCGUCAAAGUAUGACCAUGAGGUUCUGGAUCUAUCAGACAAGGAUGAAGAAGUCAAUGAAGGAGAUAGAAUGAAGCCCACGGAGUUCAUUCCAUUCAAAAGUCUGCCUCUGAAGACUUCACAGAGAAAUCCAGAUUUAGACAGUGCUGAGCCCUCCGGAAAUUUUGGCCAGCCUUCCAAUAUUCCGGAUCUCUCAAACGGCGAUAAUUCCGGAAAUGGCGACCUAGUGCGAAUCCAUCCGGAAACACCAACAACUUCAGUUCUUCAACCAGAAGCUGGACUAAAUCAACCAGUCAAUCCCAAUCAACACAAUCUUCGUUGGUUAAGGAAUCAUCCUCCUCAACAGAUCAUCGGAAAUAUACAAUCUGUUGUUCGCACAAGGAGUGCCCAACAGAAUCUAGAAGCUAUGCUUGUGUAACACCCCAACCCGCAUAACCCAAACCCAUGAGACAGCGGACCGGUGUGCCACUGGAUUGGUAUCCGAAUAUACAACAUUUUCAAAACAAUUUUAAACAAACGUUCUAUCAAUACAUAUAAAAAUCCAUCGGAGUAAUUUAAAAUAAUGCGGAAGCCUUUUUAAAGUCAAACAACUUGGGAUCUUGCCCGAAAACGUAAUAAGCAAUAAAGUUAAUUAAAUAAAGCAUAACUACAGAU
This is a messenger RNA of Cuscuta campestris, 1954 nucleotides long. The record is from the annotation of a GenBank genome assembly. Lineage: Eukaryota; Viridiplantae; Streptophyta; Magnoliopsida; Solanales; Convolvulaceae.